Messenger RNA from Mya arenaria, 981 nucleotides. RefSeq names its product N-alpha-acetyltransferase 10-like. Gene Ontology annotation, biological process: N-terminal peptidyl-glutamic acid acetylation. Gene Ontology annotation, molecular function: protein N-terminal-serine acetyltransferase activity; protein-N-terminal-glutamate acetyltransferase activity. Gene Ontology annotation, cellular component: NatA complex. The transcript is spliced from 7 exons. The record is from RefSeq and is a predicted model, not a curated record. Lineage: Eukaryota; Metazoa; Mollusca; Bivalvia; Myida; Myidae. The coding region runs from base 117 to 689 and encodes 190 amino acids.
AGUAAAAAGUUGUAUUUGCUACUAUUACAAAAAGAGAAAAUUACGACAAUAACAGACUUCAAGAAGUUUUGUUUUUCUAUAUUUUUAAAUAUUGUGAUAAAGUUUAUACUCCAAAAAUGAAUAUUCGAAAAUCAAAGCCAGAAGAUCUGAUGAACAUGCAGCACUGUAACCUGCUGUGCCUGCCAGAAAAUUACCAGAUGAAGUACUACUUCUACCAUGGACUCUCUUGGCCACAGCUUUCAUAUGUUGCAGAAGAUGAGAAUGGUAAAAUUGUGGGUUACGUUCUGGCAAAAAUGGAAGAGGACCCUGAAGACUCGGUUCAACACGGACACAUCACUUCACUGGCUGUGAAGCGUUCUUAUCGGCGUCUGGGGCUUGCCAAAAAGUUAAUGGACCAGGCGUCAAGGGCAAUGGUUGAGUGUUUUGAUGCCAAAUAUGUCUCCCUACACGUAAGGAAGAGUAACAGAGCAGCUCUCCACCUAUAUACAGAGACACUCAAGUUCGAAAUAAGUGAAAUAGAGCCCAAGUACUAUGCUGACGGUGAGGAUGCCUAUGCCAUGAAGAGGAAUCUCCAUGAGUUCAGAUAUAAUCCAAAAGACCAUGAAAGCUGUGCGCUAACUGUUGAGCAGGCAAAGAAGGCUGAAAUCACCACGGUAACCUCACAACUGGAAGAGCUGACUGUAAAUUGACAGCUGUGUAGAGAAACAGACAAUCUUUAAUUUAUACAUGAGUAAGGAAAUUCUCCCCAAAUCCACACAUUACUAUAUAUACUGAGCGAUGUCAGUUACAUCAUUAGGAAUGGGGAUGUUUGCUUGGUUAAUGAAUGAUUUCAAUGUGUUUGUGAAAUUGUAACAGUCAUGAUUGUGUGAAUACAUGAUGCAUGUAAGUGGCAUUCAGUCAUCAUUUUAUUAGGUUAUUUUGAUUCAAAUUUGAUUCAAGAUCUUUGUUAGCUCUUUUUGUCGUAAUAAAUGAUCUUAUCCA